AUGACAAUUCUAUCAAGUCAUGACCUUGAAAUAAUAUCCCAAUUUUUGAAUAACUUCGACGAUUACAAAAAUCUCACAAUGGUAUGCAAAAAGUUCACGAUGCUAACCAACCCCUAUUCCAUUAACACAAUCAACGCUUUCAACUCAAAUUUCUUAUUUCCACAUUCACCACCAAACAAAACUCAACCGAAUUCACAAUUAAAAAUAAAUAUGAGUUCCAACAUAAAAACUGAAAUCCCAAAAAUAGAAAACAGCAACCCAAAAUUUGCACAUCAAACAACAGACAACCCAAAAUAUCUUAUACCAACCAACUUGGGUCAAAAAUUGGAAAAGUCAAAAAACGACAAAGACGAAGAAAUUUUCGAGUUGACAACAAACUUAAUUAACUCAACUCAACAAACAACAAUAAUUGAUUUAACACAAACAAACGGUGUAGACACAAAAUCGGGCAGUUUUACAAUAACGAAACCCUGUUAUACCCUAAAUUCUCCCGAGUUAAAGAACAACCCCAAUUUGUUUAUUUAUGUUGUCCAGUCACACAUCCAAAAAAUUCCAAAGAGUUGUUUUGAGAAUUGUGUUAAUCUGAAGAACAUUGCUCUUUCGUGCAAUUUGACUAAAAUAUGUGACUUUGCCUUUUGUGGUUGUAAAAGUAUCGAACGCCUUUGUUUCCCAACGAAAGUGCAGAGCAUUGGGUCAAACUGCUUUAUGGACUGUAUCUCCCUCAGAAGUGUGACUUUGCCUGUAUCUCUCACACAGAUCAAAAAGUGUGCAUUUUGCAAUUGUAAAAAGAUGACAAGACUGAAAUUGUCUGACCGAAUAGUCGAUAUUGGAAACAAUGCAUUCAAAGACUGCAGACGACUCAAAGAAGUUGUUCUCCCACCAAAUCUCAAUCAGGUCAGUUCACACUGCUUCGAAAAUUGUGAACAACUCAGUUUUGUCUAUCUUCCUUUAAACAUCAAUUUGCUUCAGAAGAAAGCGUUUGCAGGCUGCAAAAGUCUUCAACUU
Messenger RNA from Entamoeba invadens IP1, 1005 nucleotides. RefSeq lists its product as hypothetical. The annotation marks the transcript as partial. The transcript has a single exon. The record is from RefSeq and is a predicted model, not a curated record. NCBI's taxonomy places the organism in Eukaryota, Evosea, Mastigamoebida, Endamoebidae.